This is a messenger RNA of Gracilinanus agilis (Agile Gracile Mouse Opossum), 1363 nucleotides long. RefSeq names its product peroxisomal biogenesis factor 2 (gene PEX2). The transcript has 3 exons. Gene Ontology annotation, biological process: protein import into peroxisome matrix. The record is from RefSeq and is a predicted model, not a curated record. The coding region runs from base 369 to 1286 and encodes 305 amino acids. Gene Ontology annotation, molecular function: zinc ion binding. Lineage: Eukaryota; Metazoa; Chordata; Mammalia; Didelphimorphia; Didelphidae. Gene Ontology annotation, cellular component: peroxisomal membrane.
GCUUCCGCAAAAUGUUUCUGAGAAACUCUGCGGAAUCGGUGGUUUCUCCCACAUCAUUCCAGCCAGCUGCGGCUCUUCCGUGUCCGCGCGUGUGCGUGCGGUGAUUGACAGCCCGCAGGCCAAUCGCCUUGUCCUCCCUCGUUUGGGGCGUUGCCCAUUCUCCACCGUUCGCGAGUUGUGGCCUGCGCGGUUACCCCCGCGGAUCGGCUUCCUCUUUUCAGAUUCAUUGUGAUGCUCUAGUCUGUGGUAUUCCAGUAAUGAAGCUAAAAUGUGGAUGCUUAUCUAUUGAAUACCAAUGCAGUGCCCUAUUACAAUAAACCGUACCAGAAUCACUGCCCUUCACAUUAUAGUCCUGCAGUGAAGAAGACAUGUCUUCCAAUGAAAAGAACACUGAACACACAAAUCCUGUACUAAGAAUAAGUCAGCUGGAUGCCCUGGAACUAAACAAAGCCCUGGAACAAUUAGUUUGGUCCCAGUUUACUCAUUGUUUUCAUGGAUUUAAGCCAGGUUUGUUAGCCAGGUUUGAACCUGAGGUAAAAGCAUUUUUGUGGCUUUUCUUAUGGAGAUUCACCAUUUACUCCAAGAAUGCCACUGUUGGACAGUCAAUCAUGAACAUCCAAUACAAAAAUGAUUAUUCUCAAACACAGAAAUAUCAACCACUAAGUAAAAAUCAAAAGUUAUGGUAUGCUAUUUGCACAGUUGGAGGAAGGUGGUUAGAAGAAAGAUGUUAUGAUUUAUUCCGCAAUCACCAUUUAGCAUCAUUCUAUAAAAUCAAACAGUGCACCAAUCUUAUUGUUGGACUUUUGAAAUUAAGUAGUUUGGUAAAUUUCCUUAUUUUCCUUCAAAAAGGAAAGUUUGCUACAUUGACAGAGCGUCUCUUAGGUAUUCGAUCUGUAUUUUGCAAACCCCAAAACAUUCGAGAAGUUGGUUUCGAAUACAUGAAUAGGGAACUUCUGUGGCAUGGUUUCGCGGAAUUUCUGAUCUUUCUUUUACCACUUAUUAAUAUCCAAAAGUUGAAAGCCAAGUUGUCAUCUUGGUGUAUCCCUAUUACUGGUGUUCCUAACAGUGAUGAUACAUUAGCCACCCAUGGCAAAGAAUGUUCCCUUUGUGGAGAGUGGCCUACUAUGCCUCAUACUAUCGGUUGUGUACAUGUAUUUUGUUAUUAUUGUGUUAAAAGUAGCUAUUUAUUUGAUAUGUACUUCACUUGUCCUAAGUGUGGCACAGAGGUACGGAAUCUGCAGCCACUGAAGUCGGGAAUUGAAAUGUCAGAAGUGAAUGCUCCUUAGAAAUGGAAGCCACCUGGGGGCAGCUGGGUAGCUCAGUGGAUUGAGAGUCAGGCCUAGAGACAGGAGAUCCUAGGUUC